Messenger RNA from Salvia splendens (bonfire salvia), 651 nucleotides. RefSeq lists its product as uncharacterized. The record is from RefSeq and is a predicted model, not a curated record. The transcript is spliced from 4 exons. Bases 1 to 369 code for a protein of 122 amino acids. Lineage: Eukaryota; Viridiplantae; Streptophyta; Magnoliopsida; Lamiales; Lamiaceae.
AUGGCUGCAUGCUCAUCUUCCUGCAAUAUCUCAUGGCCCGUUUUUAAAAGAAAGGCCCUCACUAUUCAUGUUAUUCUCGGUGGUUUAUUAUCAGAAGUUGCUGCGACACUUCGCAGCGACGAGAAUUUUCAAGCUGCUACACUUCAAGCUGCGACGGUAAAGCUGCUACACUUCAUUCUGUUUGAGCACCGCGACGUGUUUAACAAGCAAUGUCAGAGAAUAUCCCCGCACAAAGCUCAUUCCUCUAUGACUCAAGGUGGACUCAAGAGAUUGACUCGGUGGUACUCGGUAGGACAAGUAGCUGCAGGGAGGACAAGUAGCUGCAGGGCCGUGGGUUAUGGCACCUCCCAGGGACACAGGCGAGGUUAAUAGCGAUCAUCAGUUCUCCCUUGCCCGGCGGAAGCUAAUGUUUGACGACGGUAGCAAUGUGGACCGGGAAUCCACAAACAAGAAAAAGGGGCCUCGUAUAUUACCAAGAGAGUUCCCACCCAACAGCCCGAACUAUGCCCUCUCAUGUGCAUCAAACAGUCCCGUCCCUAAGUGGAGGAUGCCACGCAAACCCAAGAUUUAACGGGGGGCUUAGUGUCAAAGGCUUUUGACAGGCAACUUAGUAGUAUGACAAGUGCCUUCGAGAGCGAUUCUGUUAUUAGA